Molecule: messenger RNA, 4159 nt
Organism: Colias croceus (clouded yellow)
Lineage: Eukaryota; Metazoa; Arthropoda; Insecta; Lepidoptera; Pieridae
Product: DNA mismatch repair protein Mlh3-like
Exons: 13
Coding region: 39-4034 (1331 amino acids)
Biological process (GO): mismatch repair
Cellular component (GO): mismatch repair complex
Molecular function (GO): mismatched DNA binding; ATP hydrolysis activity; ATP-dependent DNA damage sensor activity
Source: RefSeq, a predicted model, not a curated record
UUUAAUCAUACCUAGUUCACUAUAAAUAUGCUUAAAAAAUGAUAAAAAUACCCACAGACGUUCAAUCCGUUAUAAAUGCUGCUUAUCAUAUAAACAGUUUUAGUGGAGCUGUUGAAGAACUGGUAUAUAACUCUCUGGAUGCAGAUUCAACUUCAAUUGCAAUAAGAGUAGACAUACAGGAAAGUUUAAUUCAAGUAAUUGACAAUGGGUGUGGAAUUAAAGAGAAUGACUUCAAUUUACUUGGACAAAAAUAUUCAUCUAGUAAAUUUGUUGAUAUAUUUGGUUUGAAAACUAUUCCAUGCACAUAUGGAUAUUGUGGUCUAUCACUUGCAACAAUUAUUGAUGUUUGUCACGAAAUAAAAAUAAUCUCAAGACACCAAGACUCGCAAGAAACGUGGAUGAAAAUAUUUUGCCGGAGAGAAUGCAAAGAGUUAACUAAAACAACCUCAAGACCAUCUAAAGGCACUACUGUUGACAUCAAAGGAUUUCUGUAUAAUUUAAAGAUACAAAGGAAAGCUAUUGAAACUCACAAUGAAAUGCUUGCUAUAAAAACAUUAUUAGAGCACCUAUCAUUGGUUCAUGUGAAUGUGUCAUUUAGUCUGAGAGAUGAUGGAAAAAACGAAAUUGUGUUCCAAAUACAUAAAAAUAGAGAUCUUUGUUCAACUAUAUCAAGUUUAUUUAACAUUUUGCCAAGUGAGUUACAAGAACUACAAAUAGAAAAGAAAUACUAUAAAGUAAAAGCUUUAAUAGGAAAGGGAAAUAUGGACUUUAAGAAGUACCAGUGGAUCUUUUUAAAUAGGAAGUUUAUUUUCAGCAGUAAGAUCCAUCAAAUAAUGAAUAAACAUUUGAAAAAAUCUUUGUGUAUUCAACAGUUCAAACCCAUCAAGAAGCUUCAUUUUAAUAAUGAUGAAACAUAUAAUCACGAUUUGCCAUUGUAUUUCCUUUUCAUAUCAUGUCCAUAUUUUGACUAUGAUGUUAAUUAUAAUUUAAGAAAAACAACUGUGGAAUUUAAGAACUGGGACCAAAUAACUAAUAUAUUGCAAAAAUUGGCACAAUGCUAUUGUGGGGAAAUAAAACUUAAAGAAGUAACUAAUCAGUUUGUAAAGAACAAUACAAGGGAUCCAAAUUUUACUAAAAAUAAUGAAAAUAAUACAAGAGAAGAAGUAAAAAAAAUAGUCAAUAAAAUAUUAAUGAAUCCAAUGAAACAAAAAGUGUUAGAUAUACACAAUGGAGUUAAAGGGUUAAACAUUAAGAGACAAAGAAAGCAGAAUAAAAGAAAACUUUUGAAAAGUAAACAAGAAUUCAAAACAACAUGUAACAAUGCUAUACCAUUGUCUCAAAAUGAAGAAAAAAUUAACAAGAAGUUUACAAACCUACAUGAAAAGGAAAAUAGGAUAACAAUACAUCACUCCAACCGAAAAAAUAUAAAGCAAAAUCUAAAUAACUUGGACAAAAAAUGUAAUGAUGAACCAGAAAUCGCAGAAACUAUAUUAAAUAAUGAUAAUGCAUCAUCCUCUGAUUCAAAAGAAGAUAACACUAAACCACAGAAACCUCGUAAAAGGAAAAAGGUGUCUAUAAAUUGUAACUAUUAUAAAAAUAAGAGGCAUGCUUUAACUAAAAUGUCAUUGGAAGAAAACAAUAAAAACAAUAAUCAGAAUUAUCUAGACUCUGCAAAUAAUAAGAAAAAUAAUAUAGAAGAGAAUGCAAAAUGUUUUCAGGAAAAUAAUGCAAUGAAAAAGAUUUUACAUCCUCCUGAAAGAUUGAAAGAAAAACAUAAAUUGUUUCCAAGGUCGAGUAGAAAGGUGCAAUUAAAUAAGAAACCAAGGAUUAAAGAGAAUUUUAAUUUUAACAUAAAUGAUUGUAAAUUAAAUGCAACGAAAAAUAAACCAAUUGACUACAAAAUAGGUUUAUAUAAUAAAGAUGUAAAAAUAGAUGCUGAAAAAUUCAAAGAAAAUGCAGUUAUUUCAUCAUAUGAUCUUGUGCAAACAAUUUUGAAAGAUGAAACCAAAAAUAUUGGAAAAUUUGAUCUACAAUAUGAUGUCAAUGCAAACAUGCAACCACAUACAUUCACUUUCCCUGCAGAACAACUUCCUGAGAGUACUUUUAGCAAUAUAAUUUCUACCAAAUUAACAUAUGAAAGUCAUAAAAAUUAUAAUUUAAAUAACAAGAUUUAUGAAAACAAAUAUAGUAAUCUCCAUUACAUCAGCAAGGCUUCCAAGGAUCUAUUCUCUUUAAAAAGUCGAACACCAUUUAAUUUGAAAAAUAUUACUUUUAAAAAGAAAAAUUGCAAUAAAUUUAAUAAAGCAUCAUUUUUUAACACUUUGAAAAUGGACAUUAAUGAAUCUGUUUAUACUAUACAAGUGUCAAAUAGUAUAAAUAAUUUCAAUUAUGAACUGAAUCACGAGUAUAAUAAUGCAAACAACUUAUAUGUUGAUCGUAAUAAUGAGUCUAUCGAAAUACCUUUUAUAGAAGAAAUGAAAUCAAUGUAUGAUAAAACAUAUACCAUUGAGAACUAUUAUUCGCAAGGCAGCCAUGAUUUAAAUAAAAAUAUGAGCUUAAAAUAUGAUAUAACAUAUUCUAUUCAAUUAUCGAAAAACAUAAUUUAUACACCUAAUGAAAAUUUUGAUAUAAUUAAUAACGAUUUUAUGGAAAGAUCUUUAAUUUUUAAUAGCAAUUACAUGGAUGAUUUAAUUAGAAAUAAAGAAGACAAUAAAACAUUUAAUAAUGAAACUGAUGAAGAAAUAAUAUCAAUCCUGAAUUCAAAGAGAGAUGAAGAAAAUGUUGAUCCUUUAAACUUUUGUGAAACGAUUAUCGAUUCUAUCGCUGCAAAUCAUGAGCCUAAAUUAGAUAAUCACAUAAUAACUAACGAUAGUCUAUUUGAUGUAGCUUUAAAUUUACAAGAUAAUAAAAAGCAAGAAAAUGAACUUGCUAAUGUUACUUCCCACCAUUUUAAUUCACUGCACACUGAAGAAAUAAAUGAAUUAUUCCGAGAUACUUUUGAUUUGGAUAUUUCCAAAAAACAGAAUACUAAUAUAAUAACUGAAGUCAGAGAGUCUUCAAAAAUUUUAGAAGAUUUUACUAUUCAGGGUCGACAUACAUUUAUGCCUAAAGGUAUGUCGCCAAUCAUCAAAAAUAUUAACAAAAAAAUGUUAAAAAUGUGCAGUACAUUAGAGGAUGAAUAUUAUGAAGAUCGACUCUACAAAAAAUUCGCAGAGUCGGUAGUAGAAACGGCGAAAGUGUUUGAACCAAAAAUUCAAAAUGUCAAUGAAAUAAAAACUACGAGGGAUAUAAAUAAAUUUAACAAUAAAAUCAUAAAAGACAAAGCAGAUUUGGUAUUCGAUGCGAAAUCUUUAAAACAAGCUAAAGUAUUUGGUCAAGUUGACUGCAAAUUUAUUGCUACAAUCACGCACGGAAAGAUAGCUUCAAGUGACACAUAUUCUGAUUUCCUCGUGCUUUUUGAUCAACACGCUGUUCAUGAGAGAAUUCGUCUUGAGAAAAAUUUAUCAGAUUAUUUUGAUGGCACUACUUGGAAGAGCGUCACAAUAGAUGGCAUUAGUUUGAAAUUGCCUAAAGAUGAUGCUAUUUUUCUACAUAACUAUAAAGAUAAAUUGUCUGCAUUCGGUCUACAAUGGACUCUAACUGAUAAUAUAAUAACUUUGUAUGGAAUUCCAAAAGCCAUUUUCGGUCAUAUUGACAGACAGGAGGAAGUGGUAUUCGGAGCUACUAAAAAUUUACUUGCUGAACUAAUCGAUGCACUUAAAUAUCUAAAAGGCAAUAUACCUCUAUACCCUCAAACUAUUAUGAACCUUGUUUUUAGUGAGGCUUGUCGAUAUGCGAUCAUGUUUGGAGAUAAGUUAUCGAAACAAAAUUGCGUUGAAUUAUUGGAAUCAUUAGCAAGAUGCAAAACUCCAUUCCAAUGUGCUCAUGGUAGACCAGUGAUGGCUGUUUUAAUGGAAAUGAACGGAUAUUUGCCAAAAUAUAAUAUAUGUUUUGAGAAGAUUAAACUAUUUAAAAGUAGCAAGAAAAAAGGGUAGCAGUAAAUUUAUAAUACCUAUUAGAGGAAAAUUUAUGACAAAAAAAUAACGAAGUUAUUAGUUAGUUAUGAAUAAUUUUUAUUUAGAUCUUAAAAUUAGUAAAGGAAUAAACAUGUACCUACAUA